AUGGUCCUCGACCGUCUUCAGCAGCUGACCUUCCAGGUCACGGCCACCGCGCCUCCGCCUCAUCCGCUGGAUCCCUUGUCGACGGCAGAGAUCGAUACCGCUGUUGCUCUGAUCCGCGAGGAGCAUGGCAAGGUUAACUUUAAUGCCGUAACCUUAUACGAGCCGCGCAAGGCGGAGAUGAUGGCGUGGUUGGCGGAUCCGCAGAAUGCUCCCCGUCCUGCUCGGGCUGCUGAUAUCGUUGCCAUUGCCCCGGGAGGUAAGGUGUACGAUGGGGUUGUCAAUUUGAAUGAGAAGAAGGUUGUGCAGUGGAAGCAUACGCCGGGGGUGCAGCCUUUGAUUACCAUGGAGGAUUUGCAGGAGGUGGAGCAUAUUGUGCGGAAGGACCCGAAGGUCAUUGAGCAGUGCGGGAUUGUGGGCAUUCCGAAAGAGGAUAUGGAUAAGGUGUACUGUGACCCCUGGACGAUUGGCUAUGAUGAGCGCUUUGGUACCGAUGUUCGCUUGCAGCAGGCUCUCAUGUACUACCGUCCUCAUGUCGAUGACUCCCAGUACACCUAUCCUUUGGAUUUCUGCCCCAUCUUCAACGCGGAAACCAAGGAAAUCAUUCACAUCGAUGUGCCGCCCGUGCGCAGGCCUCUCAGCAACGCCCCUCCCAAUAACUACCACCCUGCUGCAAUUGAAGCGGAGGGAGGUUUCCGGACAGAUUUGAAGCCCAUUCACAUCACGCAGCCCGAGGGUGUCUCCUUCACAGUCAAAGGACGGGAAAUUGAAUGGCAAAAGUGGAACAUUCAUGUGGGCUUCAACUACCGGGAAGGCAUCGUGCUUAACAACAUCACCUUCAACGACAGAGGAAACGUACGGCCUAUCUUCUACCGUCUUUCACUAGCCGAGAUGGUGGUUCCAUACGGAAACCCCGAGCAUCCGCACCAGCGAAAGCAUGCUUUUGACCUGGGUGAAUAUGGUGGUGGUUACAUGACCAACAGUCUGUCUCUGGGCUGUGAUUGCAAGGGCGCGAUUCACUACAUGGAUGCGGCAUUUGUAAACCGCGCAGGUGCUAGCACGAUCGUGAAGAACGCCAUUUGCAUUCACGAAGAGGACAACGGCAUCAUGUACAAGCACACAGACUUCCGUGACGAGUCCAUGGUCGUCACUCGUGCUCGGAAAUUGAUCAUUUCCCAGAUCUUCACUGCUGCCAACUACGAGUACUGUGUGUACUGGAUCUUCCACCAGGAUGGAACCGUCCAGCUGGAUAUCAAACUGACUGGUAUUCUCAACACGUAUGCCAUGAACCCCGGCGAGGACACCCAUGGCUGGGGCACCGAGGUCUACCCCGGGGUCAACGCCCACAACCACCAGCAUCUGUUCUGUCUGCGAGUCGAUCCCAAUAUCGACGGCCCCAACAACACUGUCUUCCAGGUCGAUGCUGCUCGUGGUGAGGGAGAAGUUGGAAGCGCCGCGAACAAAUACGGCAAUGCUUUCUAUGCCAAAAAGACCAAGUACAACACGCCGCUGGAAGCCAUGUCGGACUACGACGGCAACACCGGCCGCACCUGGGAAAUGGUCAAUACCAGCAAAUUGAACCCUUACAGCAAGAAGCCUGUCUGUUACAAGCUGGUCAGUCGUGAGGUACCUCCAUUGCUUCCUAAAGAAGGCAGCCUGGCUUGGAAGCGGGCCGGCUUCGCCCGUCAUGCUGUUCAUGUCACCAAAUAUUCCGAUGACGAAAUUCACCCUGCCGGCCGCCACGUCCCACAAACCUCGGGUGAGCCAUCUCAAGGCAUCCCAGCCUGGAUCGAAGCAGCCGGACCUAACUGCUCCAUUGACAAUACCGAUGUCGUCCUGUGGCACACAUUUGGCCUAACCCAUUUCCCGUCUCCCGAAGACUACCCUAUCAUGCCUGCAGAGCCGAUGACGUUGCUUCUUCGUCCGAGGAACUUCUUCACUCGGAACCCGGCAUUGGAUGUUCCUCCUAGCUUUGCUCGAACUCCGUCUCAGAUUGCGGCUGGUGGUGCGGCAUUCCGGAAACUAAAGCAGAGGAUCCUUCGAAGUAAUAUUAGGAAUCCGAUAGCAACACUGUUAAACUGGGAACAAUACAACUUGAGCCUGCAUCCGAAGAUCCAUUUGGUAGACAACCAGCUCAACCGGCAGAGGCUGCGGCGCCGUGCUGCGCUGCUCAAGCGGCGCAUGACCGCAUACCGCCGCGCUCUUUCGCCGGAGGGACUGGCCCCCUCGCGGCCGACGUGCUGCGCGCUUGGCGCCUUUGGCGGGCUGCGCCGCCCCCUCCAGCGUCGUGUUCGCGUUUUGAAACGGCAGAUGGCCGCAUUCCGGCGGGCCCAGGGGGAACUGGGAGAGCUCUCGGUGGCUAAUCAAGCGCAGCUUGACCAACAGCUCGGCAUAUCUGAGCCGCCGGAACGUUCGCCGUCGCUGUCGUACUGGUCAGAUGCGCGUGAAGAGCUGGAUAAUGCCAGCCCUGCGUCCUCGGCGACGGUGACCCCUGGUAGCUCCUCUGUGGUUGCGCGCGUCGGGGGCCAUAUGUCCGUCAUCUUCCCUUGUGGUGACGAGAUUGUCUCUGUUAUGUCACCAUCCCAGCCCAGCAACGACCUCGACCAUAAUACCCAGUCCAAAGUCACCAAGGAGUUCGCCAAUUAA
Molecule: messenger RNA, 2643 nt
Organism: Aspergillus affinis
Lineage: Eukaryota; Fungi; Ascomycota; Eurotiomycetes; Eurotiales; Aspergillaceae
Product: peroxisomal copper amine oxidase
Exons: 6
Coding region: 1-2643 (880 amino acids)
Biological process (GO): amine metabolic process
Molecular function (GO): copper ion binding; quinone binding; primary methylamine oxidase activity
Source: RefSeq, a predicted model, not a curated record